Molecule: messenger RNA, 681 nt
Organism: Sporothrix schenckii 1099-18
Lineage: Eukaryota; Fungi; Ascomycota; Sordariomycetes; Ophiostomatales; Ophiostomataceae
Product: glutathione S-transferase
Exons: 1
Coding region: 1-681 (226 amino acids)
Cellular component (GO): cytoplasm
Molecular function (GO): glutathione transferase activity; glutathione binding
Source: RefSeq, a predicted model, not a curated record
AUGCCCCAGUUCACUUUGUACGGCGCCCGCGGGUCGAGUAAUACCGACCGUGUUCGUCUGACCCUCGCCGACGCCGGCUUCACCGACUACGACACUGUCCUGCUGAACCUCGCGACGGGUGAGCAGAAGUCGCGGGACCACGUGCAGCGCCACCCAUGGGGCAAAGUGCCGGCCGUUGCGUUCCCGGACAGUGACUUUGUCCUCUACGAAAGCCGCGCCAUCUGCAAGUUCCUGGCGCACAAGUACAACUUUCCGCUGCUGCCUGCGGCCACGGACCUGCCGGCCACGGCGCUCUUUGACCAGGCCCAGUCCGUCGAAAUGCAGUAUUUCGCCGAGCCCGCGGGCCGCAUUAACUUUGAAACGGUGGCCAAGCGGUUCAUGGGCCUGCCGGCAGACGAGGCUGUCGUGGCGGCCUCCCUCAAGGCCGUCCUCGCCUACUUUGACGUCGCCGAGACGCUGUUGCAGAAGCAGGAGUACAUGGCGGGGACCACGUUCACGCUUGUCGACAUUUACUACAUUCCGCUGGUGACGCGCCUGUUUGCCGCCGGAUACGGGGAUCACGUCAUGGCCGACCGGCCGGCAGUGCGGGCGUGGUGGGGCCGCGUCACCAGCCGGCCGGGCAUCCAGGCCCUGCUGGAAACGGACAAGAAGGCGGCGGCGGCCGCUGCGGCAAAGAAGUAG